Molecule: messenger RNA, 474 nt
Organism: Rhincodon typus (whale shark)
Lineage: Eukaryota; Metazoa; Chordata; Chondrichthyes; Orectolobiformes; Rhincodontidae
Product: placenta associated 9
Exons: 4
Coding region: 113-379 (88 amino acids)
Source: RefSeq, a predicted model, not a curated record
GAACCUGGAGGAUAUCCAGCACAAAUUUUCUCUCUCCCUCUUUCUCUGCCAGGUUCAUCGUGUCGGGGCUAGGAUCGUCAAGACAAGGAGAAAGAAGGAUUUACUCCACGACAUGAGGGGUGCGUGGGCUCUGUCUGCAGCUUUGCUCCUCUUGGGUCUGGUCACGACCGGAGGAGACCCCCAAAGGGAUACCAGAGACUGGUGUGAACAGAACAAGACUCUUCACAAACGGUUGGAUAUUGUAGAAAAGAAUAUAGAACGAACAGUCAAUCACUUGGAGGCUGAAAUAUCUGCUCUGCUCAGAGUCAUCGAGGAUUCAAACCCCCCACUUCAGCUGGCAGCUCCAACCAUGGACAUUUUUGAGAAUGGUUUGUACUGAACAUCAUGAUGCCAGUCUGCAUUCUGAAAGGCUGUCAUUAAAGGAUACAUACAUCAAGAAACUAAUCAGCAAGAGGGAUUAAAAAAUGAAUGUCA